CUAGGGGAUCUCUUGUCUAAUCUAAAAGGAGAUUCCCGCCCAAAUGAAAAUCACAUUGAAAUACUACAUAAAUUAAUGAGAAGCCGAGAAAGGUGCAUGCUAUCCAAACGGACACCUUUUCUAGAAAACGGAGGCCUAAUUGUGCCUCAAUUUGUUGUUACUCUUGUGUCGAGCGCUGCCUAUCUAACAGCUUAUCCGCUGUUUAACGGGUGAAAGUAGCGCAGCAGACAAACAACCUUCUCGGGGGUUUCAUUUUCUCCCUAUCCCCACUUUCCAUUCGUUGACGCAGCUUUUAGCGUCCCCAAUUACGAAACAUGGUCGAACUUCGAAAGCGCAAAGCGCCAGCACAACCUCUCGUGGCAGAGAGAAAGAGAAAGAAAGUCCAGGCACCCACAGCAUCGGCACAGAAAGGGAAUUAUAAUCCCAAGACUGCUAUCUCCGAGACCACUCCAAAAGUUGGCGAUGUGAUUAAUUUGGAUCAAUUUGGUGGUGAUAUUGAGACCAAUGAUGGCCAGAAAAUCACACUGCAAGAUCUCGUUGAUUCCAGUAAAGCUGGUGUCGUGCUUUUCACGUACCCUCGAGCUUCAACCCCAGGCUGUACCAAGCAAGCCUGUUUGUUCCGUGACCAUUACGACACUCUUUCGGAGAGUGGUUUAUCGAUUUAUGGCCUUUCGACUGACUCGCCCAAGGCAAAUACCACAUUCAAGACUAAGCAAGGAUUGCCAUAUCCUCUCCUCUGCAACCCCUCAUCUUCAUUGAUAGAAGCCAUUGGACUCAAGAAGUUGCCGAAAGGCACGAUCAGAGGAGUCUUUGUUCUUGAUAAAGUGGGUAAGGUCUUGGUACUACAGGCCGGUGGCCCUGAUGCAACAGUUAAUGCCGUGCAAAAGCUGGUUUCAAAGUUGAAGGAACAGAACCCAGAUCCUGCAACUGUACGCGUGAGCUCACCAGCUGAAGAUGAACACUAGGAGAUAUCAACUCACCGGCAAUUAACGUGGUAAAUGGGAGUAUUCACUUCCAAGUUGGUUGGCUUUUGUUUAGCGGAUAGCCGGUGGAAUCACAGAUUUCAUUUUGUGAUGAGUCCCUAACUUCCAAAUGGCUACAAUAUUUGUGUAUUAUCAGUACUAUGUGCAACCAACUCUAUUGAUUUCUUUGUCUCGUAAUUCUCAGUCAAGUUUCCUCGGCG
This is a messenger RNA of Aspergillus sclerotioniger CBS 115572, 1183 nucleotides long. Its product is annotated as thioredoxin peroxidase DOT5. Bases 315 to 965 code for a protein of 216 amino acids. Gene Ontology annotation, cellular component: cytoplasm. The transcript has 2 exons. Gene Ontology annotation, molecular function: thioredoxin peroxidase activity. The record is from RefSeq and is a predicted model, not a curated record. Lineage: Eukaryota; Fungi; Ascomycota; Eurotiomycetes; Eurotiales; Aspergillaceae. Gene Ontology annotation, biological process: cell redox homeostasis; cellular response to oxidative stress.